This is a messenger RNA of Schistocerca nitens (vagrant locust), 1558 nucleotides long. Its product is annotated as secretion-regulating guanine nucleotide exchange factor-like. Gene Ontology annotation, molecular function: guanyl-nucleotide exchange factor activity. Bases 120 to 1235 code for a protein of 371 amino acids. The transcript has 6 exons. The record is from RefSeq and is a predicted model, not a curated record. Gene Ontology annotation, cellular component: cytoplasm. NCBI's taxonomy places the organism in Eukaryota, Metazoa, Arthropoda, Insecta, Orthoptera, Acrididae.
GACCAUUCAGCUACCAUGUUAGCUGUGUUUGAUAAGGUUAAGUUUGAACUCUUGUUUCAUAUGUUUUGUUUGGUAAUUUGGGGGAGCGGACCAAACAGCGAGGUCAUCAGUCCCAUCGGAUGAGGGAAGGAUGGGGUGCAAAUACAUAUGGUCAGCUUGGAGUUGGUUAUAAAUCUGAGCUUUGUGCUGAACCUGUUGAAGUGACAGCUCCAACAAUUGACCCAAAGUUGCUUACAAGACUUUGUGGAGGUGGAGGCCAUACACUCAUUUUGGAUAAAAAUGGAAACAUUUAUUCCUGUGGCUGGAAUAACAAAGGCCAAUUAGGUCGGUCUGUGGAAGAACAAGCAGCAUCUUUUGAACAUAUAGCAGCUCUUUCAGGGCAUCAUAUCAUUGAUAUCAGCUGUGGCUGGGAAACAAGUUUUGCUCUGACAAGGGAUGGGAAAUUAUUUGGUUGGGGCUCCAAUGUCUAUGGACAACUGUCUCUGCCAAGGGAUCAGGUUACAUUCAGUGCCUCACCUCUCCAGUUGACAGACCAUAAAGUGAAACAACUUUCAUCUGGUCUAAGACACACAGCAGUUGUCACUGAACAGGGUGAUGUAUUUGUUUGUGGUAGUGGAAGAAAAGGGCAACUAGGAAUUGUACAUCAUGGCCAGCCACUUAAAGAAAGUUAUACUUUACAACACGUUCCAGGCUUGCCACCAAUUAAGAUGGUUGCGUGUGGUCAACACCAUACCAUAGCUUUGUCAGUGUGUGGAAAAAUUUUUGUAUGGGGAGACAACAAGUUUGGACAACUGGGAUUUGAUCCUUUACUACAUCACAAUUUUGCCUAUCCUAUACAGCUUGAUUGUUCUGGACGUGAAAGUCUUCCACAAGAAUGCUUACUUUCAUGUGGAUGGACACACACAGUCUUAAGAACAGAAGAGGGAAAGAUAGUUAACUGGGGAAGAAAUAAUUAUGGACAGCUGGGCUGUGCUGAGAAACAAAGACUUGAAAGCUGGAAGCCAACAUUUCUGAAUGAUGUCCCCAGUACAAAGCAGAUUGCAGUUGGAUCCGAACAUAAUGUGGCUUUGUCUGAGAACUGUGAAGUGCUAUGCUGGGGCUGGAAUGAACAUGGCAGCUGUGCGACAGGAGCUGACGUGGAUGUGAAGAGUCCCAAGAAAGUUGAAAAUGCACAGAAAGCUGUUUUAAUAGGGACAGGAGGUGCCCACAGCUUUGCUGUUGCGAGUCUGGACUGAUACUGAAAUUGGUGAUUGAUUGUUUUUGUUAAAAUUACUUUCAGUGGCAUUGCUCUGUGAAGGCACCAAGGAUACAUCCUGACAUUUGAGUAAAAUUCGUGUCAACAGCAAAAUGGUUCAAAGUGAGAAUUAAUGAGAGAGUGUCAAGUUUUUAUACUAAAUCUCUUAACAAAAAUAAUAUAAGUCUACAAAAAUUUCUCUUAAACGCCUUUUGUCAGAUCAUUCCAUAUAAAGCUUCAGCUUUGAAGCAAAACAUCAACAAAAGUAAUGCAGUACAAAAUAACUUUCAUUUAUAUGGUAUGUACUAUGGGAUUAAGACUAGC